Messenger RNA from Scomber japonicus (chub mackerel), 2132 nucleotides. RefSeq names its product diphthamide biosynthesis 7 (gene dph7). The record is from RefSeq and is a predicted model, not a curated record. The transcript is spliced from 10 exons. Gene Ontology annotation, molecular function: protein binding. The coding region runs from base 78 to 1406 and encodes 442 amino acids. NCBI's taxonomy places the organism in Eukaryota, Metazoa, Chordata, Actinopteri, Scombriformes, Scombridae.
CACGUAGAGAGCGUCGGGUCGAAGCUGGCUCACACCUAUAGCACCGGGCACAGUAACGUUAUGCAGAGCAGGUGGUCAUGGCCUGGAAGUCGAGGACUCGUAGUCUGCAGGUGUUUGACACGGAGUUGAGUGCGGACACGGUGGAGUGGUGUCCGCUCUCCGCCACACAUGACAUCCUGGCCUGCGGUACCUACCAGCUCCAGAAAGGGACAGGAGAAGAGGAUGGAACCCCAAGCAGGACCGGUCGUUUGUACCUUUUUGAAUUUCGCCGGGAGGGAUCAUUGAGCCCGCCUCUCACUGAGCUGCAGCGCAUAGACACGGCCGCCAUUCUAGAUUUGAAAUGGUGCCAUGUACCCGUGUCGGGGAAGGCUGUGCUGGGAAUGGCAGCAGCCACGGGGGAGCUGCAGCUGUACACUCUGUCAGACAGUCAGGAAGGCGGCCGCAGUCUGCAGCCUCUGAGCAGUCUGGAGGUGGGAGCGGAGCGGCUGGCUCUGUCGUUGGAUUGGUCCACUGGAAGACUGGACAGCAGUGACAUGAGGGUGGUGUGCAGCGACUCGGCGGGCUGCAUCAACGUGCUGUCUCUGGCUGAAGGCGCUCUGACCGCUCUGACACAAUGGAAGGCACACGACUUUGAAGCCUGGAUCUCAGCCUUCUCCUACUGGGACACACAGCUGGUUUACUCUGGUGGAGAUGACUGUAAACUCAAAGGCUGGGAUCUCAGGGUCGGACCCUCCAGUCCCACUUUUAUCAGUAAAAGGCACUCGAUGGGUGUGUGCAGUAUUCACAGCAACCCACAUCGGGAACACAUCGUGGCCACAGGCAGCUACGAUGAGCAGGUGUUGCUGUGGGACGGCAGGAACAUGCGGCAGCCUCUCAGUGAGAGUCCCAUGGGUGGAGGUGUGUGGAGGCUGAAGUGGCAUCCGACCCAUCCACACCUGCUGCUGGCAGCCUGCAUGCACAAUGACUUCCAUAUACUUCACUGUCAGCAAGCCCUAGAUGGCGCUGGAGGAGCUUGUCCACUUGUAGCCUCCUACAUCCUCCACAACUCCCUGGCGUACGGAGCCGACUGGUCCCGGCUGUCCCUGGAGGUACCGGCCGCCUGCUCCCCUUCUGCCGCCGAACCAAAGGAAAGCCUCGUAGAGGGGGGAGGACACUUGAGGAUCCAGUACGAAUCCCCCACCGCCAGCUUCGAUACGUCACUGGAGGACGACGCCGGACGAUACAUCCCAGAGGGCAUUGCACCACCCGCUACCAGCUCUACCGCAGCCCCUGCCCUCAACCCAGACGGCGACGCACCUUCUAUGUCCUGCCUGCUGGCCAGCUGCUCGUUCUAUGACCACAUGCUCCAUGUGUGGCGGUGGGACUGGACUCCAGAUGAGGCUGGACAUGAAACUGAGUCAUGUUGACCAGGCUGGACCACCAGCCCAGUUGACUCUAUUGAAAUAUCUUCAGAAUGUACAGCCCAGACAUAACACAGGCAUGACAUGCUGUUAUGUUACGUUAUGCUGACGAUGUUAUGCUGUUACUCACCAUCUUUUAUGAGGAUAUGUCCCCAACACUUUGGAAAAAUGUAAUCACACAAUAUGCAAUUUAGCAAAACCCUAUAUUUUCAUAAAGAAAACACAGAUUUUUUUUUUAUGAACUUGUAUUUGAGCGAGUGUUUAUAUAUUGUGUAGCUGUAGUGUACCACCCAACAUACUUUCUAUUUAUUACAGCUUUUUUUUAAAAAGCACUUUGUAAUUAUAUUAAGGAAAGUUGCUCACAACAGCACAUUGCUUGACAGUUUUAAACAAUAGCCAAUCAACAAGCAGCAGUUUUAACACAUGACUGGUUCCCACUACAGUGUUUGCUAAUACGUCCAACAAGUUUAUUGAUCCUCAAAGGGAACUUCUCUCCAUUUUAACCUAUUUGCUCUUCUAGGGACUUGGACUGUGUAUGAAAUCACUCCCUAUUUACUAUAUAGACAUUAAAUUUACCCUCCACUGUUUUAUGACUUUUAUGUCUGAAUGCUGAGUGUAUAAAUAUAUCCACUAUAUAGAGCCUUCAAAUAUUCCCCCAAAAAAGUAGUGUCAAUAGUAUGUACCCUACUUUUCUGCUAACAAUCUGUAUGACUCUACAUCUGACAAUGAUGA